GUGUUGAUGACAAAAUAAUAAAAAAUCAUUUUACCAAUGAAGAACUCCUUGAGAUGUCUUGUGAAGAUCCUAUAAUAUUAUCCGAACUUUCAGGAGAAGUAACUAAUUGUUUGAGUGGUUUUAUCAAUAAAAGGGAUUCUGAAAGAAUUGAGUUUGGAAGCAAUUAUGAUCUUAAUGUGAAUCAUGAUGUGGAUUAUAUUUUAUUUGCACUAUAUGGAUUAGUAAGAGAGAUUGAAAAUAGUAAUAUCAAAAAUUUAAAUUUGGAGGCAUGGUUUAAUUCUCAUGUAUGGAAUAUUAUAGUUGAUCAGGCAUUUGGGGAUUUAGAUGUAGUGUGUGUAGUAAGGGGAGAGAGUACAAGUAUUGCUUUUGCUUCCAGAAAGAACAAGAAAAGAAAACUUGGUGAGAGAAGGAAGCUUGGUUGUAGAAAUGAUUUUAUAAUCAGAUCGGUUAGCAAUGGAAAUAAAGAUGAAUUUGGAGCAGGUGAGGUUGGAAAGGAUUGGACAGAUGAAUUUGGUACUAAGUUUAUGCAAGAAGCAGGGCUUAAGUUGCCCAAAAUGCUAAAAGACAUGUUGUUAAAAUUAAUCAAAAAAGUUGAUAAUGUUAAGUGCCCUGAAAUAAAAACAGUGGGAGUAGUACAUAGUGGUUUGAUGAUGAUGGUUGUGCAUGUAGAUAACCCCAAAGGGUAUAUCUGUAGGUUUCAACGUGGAGAGUUAAUGGAGGUGUCAGAUGCACCAGAAAAAUUUCCAAAUAUUUUACCAAUAUUGUCAUCAGCUUUAAAUAUAAAGAAUGUAGUAAGACGAACCUUGAAUACUGUAAAUUCAAAACCACUAUCUCCACAAUUAUUUAAAAAUGCUGGAUUCAGGAGAAAUGAUUAUGAUCAAUAUCAACAGGACUGGUUACCUACUUCUAUAACAACACCAAAGCUACCUACUUCCAUAAAAACAUUGAAAAAGAAGCAAAGAGUUUCUAAUGCCAAGCCUACUGAGUGUAAUCAAGAGGAAUUUAUUUAA
Molecule: messenger RNA, 1010 nt
Organism: Entrophospora candida
Lineage: Eukaryota; Fungi; Glomeromycota; Glomeromycetes; Entrophosporales; Entrophosporaceae
Source: the annotation of a GenBank genome assembly